AUGGGCCCAGAUCGACAUGCGCAACUAGAUGAUUUCAGCAUCGUCUUCCCCUUUCCUCUUCGGCUGGCCUUGAUAUUGGUUGCUGGCUUUUGGGGAUGGGGUAUCAACCUCCACUAUCUUUAUAAAAAUAGCAUAGAUGUUCCAGCUCUGAUCAGAUAUCCUCCUCGUCAAACCCCUUCUCAGGAACCUCACCAUACCUCGGCAUAUCGUCUCGCGACACUCUUGACGGUCCCUCUUCUGAUUUGCUUCCUCGUCUUCUGGACGGUUACACGCCGUGAUCCGGAACGUGUGGAAUUCUACGAUUAUAUCGCACAGUCAUACCUAUUUCUCUUCGUACUCCUGCUCGUAUUUCCCUUUCAUCGACUUGCGAAUUCUGGACGACAACGUUUUCUGGCGACUUUGAGGCGUAUCAGCAUUGGCGGGCUGGCAGAAACAAACGAUGGCAAAUUUGCGGACAUAUUGCUUGCGGAUGCUCUGACGAGCUAUGCAAAGGUCCUUGGAGACCUAUAUGUGUGCUUCUGCAUGUUCUUCUCCCGCAAUACUUCUAGUACGGCAAAACCGGAUCGCAAUUGCGGAGAUUAUGUCGUGUCUCUUGUGAUCGCACUGCCCAGUUUAAUGCGGUUUCGGCAGUGUCUGAUCGAAUACGUGCGUGUUCGGCGAGCUCAUCCCAGAGGAGAGAACAGGGGCGGCCAGCAUUUGGCAAACGCCUUGAAGUAUGCAUCAGCAUUCCCUCCUAUCUUUCUGGCCGCCCAGUUAAGGAACUACAACCCAUUUAACUCCUACGGACUCAGUGAAAUAGCCCUGUCUCGGCUAUUUUUCUUAUUUUCCUUCAUUAAUGCUUCUUACUCCUUCUACUGGGACGUGACCAUGGAUUGGGACUUCACCCUCCUCACACCCUCCAGGGACGACCCUGGACAACCUUACGGGCUACGCCGACACCUUUACUUCCCCUCGGAACGACUAUACUACGCUGUCAUUUCCACCGAUUUUAUCCUCCGUUUCACAUGGCUGUGCAGAUUCAUACCUGGUGUCACGAUGCCAAGCAGAGAAAGUGGCAUCUUUAUACUCAAUUUCCUUGAAGCCAUGAGACGGUGGAUAUGGAUUUUCUUCCGCGUCGAGGCGGAAUGGAACCGCAACAACCACGGUUCAGUUCCUGAUGAUAUUUUCCUCGGCGAAUUCAAAGUCCCAAGCGGGACGCGGAAUGAAUAG
Molecule: messenger RNA, 1209 nt
Organism: Monascus purpureus
Lineage: Eukaryota; Fungi; Ascomycota; Eurotiomycetes; Eurotiales; Aspergillaceae
Source: the annotation of a GenBank genome assembly